AUGCCUCUGUGCCUCCUCUUUAAUCGUCUAUUACCUUCCUCUCCUCUCAUCACCUGCCACGCGUCCCCUGCCGCACUCCGCACCCCUCCCUCCUCUCCGUCACCAACUCUUCCUAACCUCAACAGCACAACCUCCGUCCCUUCCCUAUCUUGCGCGCUCCAGUGUCCUCACUUCCAAUCGUGCUCUGGUUGCACGCAAGAGCAAAAUCUCCACCGUCCGAAUAUCGUCGACGAGGCUGAUGAUUUUUUUAAGAGUCUAGGAGUUUCAGAUUUCGAUUUUGAUAGCUGUAGAUUGUGGGGAUGGAGGAGUCGAGCAAAACUGGCCGUUCGUGGUUCCUCGAUGAAGCCGUUGAUAGGGCUUUAUGAAGAAGGCACUCAUAAUGUAGUAGACAUCCCCCAGUGUAAAGCUCAUCAUCCGAAUAUUAAUGCGGCCGUUGAACUGCUGAGACAAGGUAUUACUAAGUUGAAUAUCAAGCCAUACGAUGAAGAUGAGGGCACAGGCGAAUUGCGAUAUGUUCAGAUGGCUGUGACAACUUACAAUACUUCACUUCCUGCCUCGGAGAGAUAUAAAAAUGGUAAGGUGCAGGUUUCCUUAGUUUGGAAUUCAAGAAAUGAGAAUUCUCAUAAUUUUGAAAAAUUAAAUGCCUUGGCUCAUUUUUUAUGGAGGAAUGGUGGACCGAGGAGUGACGUCAGGUUUAUUCAUUCUGUAUGGGCUAACUUUCAGACAUCAACAAACAAUAUUAUAUUUGGCAAUAGGUGGAGGCAUCUCUUAGGAGAAAGUGGCUUUUGGGAACAUGUUGGAGGAAUCGACAUGUCCUUGGCUCCAUCCAGUUUUGGACAAGCAAACACUCAGGCUUUUGAUAUCCUGCUGCGGAAGUUACAAAAACAUGUUCCUUAUGGAGCAUCUGUCACUGAUCUGUACGCUGGAGCUGGUGCAAUUGGAUUAUCAUUGGCUGCAACUAGAAAAUGCAGAUCUGUUAAAUGUGUUGAGGUUAACAAAGAGUCAAAGCUAUCUUUUGAGAAGACUGUUGAACGCCUUCCAAGCUAUGUAGAUAGCAGCAUUAGUUGGCAUCGUGCAGACACUUCAGUUGAACCUCUUUCUUGGCUCAUGGGUUCAGAAGUGGUCAUUGUUGAUCCUCCUAGAAAGGGACUUGAUGCAUCUCUUCUUGAUGCAUUACGAACUAUAUCAUCAAUGGAGCGCAAGGCUAAAUCAGCACCUGAGAGCUCUUAUCCAAAGGUCAAAGAGGAGAAAAGACCAUGGGUGCUACGUGCAAUGAACGAUUCAGUUCAAAUUGGAAGCAAACCAACUCUGGAGGACUCAGGAUCACUGCCUCAAACACUUAUUUAUAUAAGUUGUGGAUGGGAAAGCUUCAAGGAGGAUUGCAAGUCAUUGUUGUCUAGUAAGAAAUGGCGUCUGGAAAAGGCUCAUGGUUUUAACUUCUUUCCUGGCACCCAAAGCAUCGAAGUUUUAGCUGUGUUCAAGAGGGGCAAAGUAGCAGGGACCGACAGAAUGUAUGCUUGUGAAGGUGAAGAGAAACCUCAAGGUGCAAAUUACAGGAACGAGCCAAAGAAAUCAGCAACUUCUCCAACACAAAUUGCUGAUGCUGCUGCUACUGAGCCAAUGCCCAAUGAUGCAACUGAGACUCAUGAUAACCAAACAGAUAUUGAUCGUGUAGAUGCUGCAGUAUUAGAACAGAUCAGUCGCACUUUUGUUGACGUGCGAAGAACAGAUAUUGGACGGAUUAGGAAAAAAUUAAACCAAGGUUAG
This is a messenger RNA of Dovyalis caffra, 1767 nucleotides long. Lineage: Eukaryota; Viridiplantae; Streptophyta; Magnoliopsida; Malpighiales; Salicaceae. The record is from the annotation of a GenBank genome assembly.